Messenger RNA from Parathielavia appendiculata, 1416 nucleotides. RefSeq lists its product as uncharacterized. The record is from RefSeq and is a predicted model, not a curated record. Bases 1 to 1416 code for a protein of 471 amino acids. The transcript has a single exon. NCBI's taxonomy places the organism in Eukaryota, Fungi, Ascomycota, Sordariomycetes, Sordariales, Chaetomiaceae.
AUGGCGCCAGUCAAUCGCUUGCCAACUGAGCUGGUGAGCGGGAUAAUAUGCACUCAUUUGGAGCCGCUUGAUAUAUUUGCCCUGCGCCUGUCGUCAAGGGACGUGUCUGCCAAGUGUUUCGAUCACUUCGCCAACCGCUUCUUCGCCAGCCUCCACCUUCUGGUUACGAGCCACAAUCUGGCUCUCCUGAACGACAUCGCCGCUCACCCUGUCCUUGGCACCCGGGUGCGCGAAUUAUGGAUCACGCCGGCCCUAUUUGGAGGCGACUAUAAUGAACCAAAGCACAUUUUCCCAGCCAGAGAUCCCCAAGCCGCGUACCGCCGCCACGUUCAAGACGUUGUUUAUAAGGCCGCGGUAGAGGACCAUCUUAGUAUUAUCCUGUCGGUUGACUUAAGGCGUGCCCUCGAAGAUGCUUUUCAGCGGCUGCCAAACCUCAAGUCUGUCGGGUUGCGGCACCGCCUGCACCACACCGAUUAUCGGCUCCGUUUGGACUUGAUCAAAGAGGGCAUGGGAUACAACGCACUUUGCGCAGCCACCGGUCGCGAACCAGCCUUGCCGUGGCUCGCGGGCCGAACUUUCCAAGGCUUCGUCAGUGCCCCGGGCCGCGUGUUCUCGAACAUGUUGAUGGCGCUAGUAACCUCGCACAAGAAGAUUGACAGCCUGGACACCUGCGGCGGCUCAUCCUGCUUCGGUCUGGAUCUGGAUGGUAUCGAGCUCUCUGACGCACAAUGGGACUCGGUCUUCUGCAGCCUAGCCGAUCUGAAAGCCCUACAUCUCUGCAUCCGUGACCCUAGCCUCCGUGACCCUAGCCUACCUGACCCGGAUUGGGCCACACCUACCCCGUCGGACAAGACACUUCAGGCCACGCUCAAUAUCAUGGCGAAAGCGUCGCCAUCUAUCGAAAUACUCAGCUUCUCGAUAUUCGGCUUCGGCGGAAAAGCGCGCCACUUCGAGUGGGCAGCCCAACGUGUCCGAUUCGCCAACUUGUCGAGGCUUACGCUGUGGGACAUCGAAACCAGCCCGCAGCAACUCAAGCAGUUCCUUCUCAGCGCCUCGCCGACACUGAGAUGGUUCAAGUUCUGGACAGUCAGACUCUACUGUGCCGACGCCCAGGGGACCGGCGUGGAGGAUGCGGACGCGGCGGGCAAACGAGCCUGGAGAGGAAUCUGGGACUUCUUUCGGGACAGUAUGAAGCUGCACCGCCUCGAGUUCAAGGCGCUCUACGGCCCGUCUGGGAGAUUAAGACUGGUGGACGGACUGCACGGCCCUCACGGCUCGCACCCGCUCGUCCCUGCCACGGAUCUGGCCUUUUUUGACGCGGAACUCGCCAAGGUCAGCUUUUGCGAGUGGAUCGAUCAGAUCGAAUUUGGGACAGAUGAGGAUUCGGAGGAGGAGCUUGGUGGCUUCGAGUUGUGA